AAAAGCAAAUUAUUAGUUGUCGAAAAAGUCGACUUAAUCAUCAACCCUUAAUUCGAACUCCCAUUUUCCAGCUGCUUUUUUUUCUCCUCCUUCUAACCUCUUCAAUUACAAUCUUCCCAUUAAGCUUUCCCUAAAUUCCCAAUUAACAAAUUACGAUUUUGGUAUUUUAGGGAUUUUCCGAUUUAGGGUUUUAAAUCUGUCUGCCCUAUAUGCAUUUCAAUACCGGGAUUUUCUUGUUUGUGUGGUUAAUUACUUGAAUUUUGCAAAUGGGGUUGCUCAUUUUUUCUUUAAUUUUGCUGAAAGUUGAGUUCUUUCAACUCCAAUUCAGAUUUGGAAGGGUUAUUGAUUCCUAUUCCGUUGCUUGUGAAGCUUUUUCUGAACCCUUUCUUUGAUUUUUGACAAUUUCUUUCUUUUCUAGGAUUUAGGGUUUAGUUGAUUUUUUUCUUCUUUUUUAUUGUUUGGUUGUGGAGAGAUGAAUUGUGCAAUUGAACAAGUGAGAUCGAAAGGUAAAUUUGAUGAUCCUGAGGUUGUUGAAGAAUCACCAGACAACAGAUAUAUUCGGUAUAAUGAAAUCUUGGGAAGGGGAGCAUUUAAGACUGUCUAUAAGGCGUUUGACAAAAUUGACGGAACAGAAGUUGCUUGGAAUCAAAUUUGCAUAGAUGAUGCUGUGCAAUCACCUGAAUAUUUGGAGAGGAUACAUUCAGAGGUUCAUUUGUUGAGGAUGUUGAAGCAUGAAAACAUUAUGAAAUUAUAUUCUUCGUGGGUGGAUUAUGUGAACAAAAGUAUUAAUAUGAUCACUGAAUUAUUUAGUUCAGGGAGCUUAAGACGAUAUCGAAGAAAGCACAAGACAGUUGACACAAAAGCUAUUAAACAUUGGUCUAGACAAAUUCUCCAAGGUUUACAUUAUCUCCAUAGUCAUAAUCCACCUGUUAUACAUAGAGACUUGAAAUGUGACAAUAUAUUCAUCAAUGGAAACCACGGAGAAGUUAAACUUGGAGAUUUUGGAUUGGCGACAAUUAUGUGGCAGUCUACAGCUCAUAGUGUUAUUGGUACCCCUGAAUUUAUGGCACCAGAGCUAUAUGAUGAAGAAUAUAAUGAACUUGUUGACAUUUAUUCUUUUGGCAUGUGUAUCUUGGAGCUAAUAACGUGUGAAUAUCCGUAUAAUGAGUGUAGAAAUCAAGCACAAAUUUAUAAAAAAGUCACGUCGGGAAUAAAGCCAGCGUCUUUAGCGAAAGUUACAGAUGCUCAUGUGAAGGAAUUUGUGGAGAAAUGUUUGGCUCCAGCAUCCAUUAGAUUAAGUGCAGCUGAACUUUUGGAAGACCCAUUUCUUUCUUCUGAAAGCUUGAAAAGCCCCCCAUGUGAUCAUUUGCCGCUCUCAAAUUUUGUGUCUGAAGCACAAAGCUUGCCAAAGUCAAUUGUCAUGGAUGUAGGCCUGGCACAGAAGUUACAUAGUGAUAUGUGCAUAGAAAGCAAGAUUGGAUCUCAUUUUUCCAAUUUAGAUUUUGUGAGACGAAAUGAGAGAAACGAAUUUAGCUUACAAGGUGCCAAGAAAGAUGAUCGUUCAAUUGCCUUUUCACUGCGAAUUGCUGAGUUUACUGGUCGGGUCAGGCAUGUGCACUUUGCAUUUUGUAUUGAUGUUGAUACUGUGAUGUCAAUAGCUAGUGAGAUGGCAGGGGAACUUGAGCUGUCGAACAAUGAUGCGGCAACAAUAGCUGAAUUGAUUGCCGACUUUAUUUUCAAACUUUCAAUAAGCCAGAAAUAUUCUUUUGGGAGUUCCGCUGCACUGAAUGACUCAUCCAAUGAUACAGCUUUAAUGGUAGAAGAUCAUAUUCCUGCUGAAGGCAGUACAUCUUUGAAUCAAGGGAGAACAUCAGCCUCAGAUGUGGAGUAUAACAACGUUUUAAGAACGCUUGGCAAUGAGUCCGAAUGCGUCAAAGGCCCCAAUAUCCAUACUCUAAGCAACAAUAAGGCUAGUGUUGGUGAUGUUGUAAUGAGUGAUUGUACCAAAAAAUCAGGGAUCUCCUUUGACAGCUUGCGGAAUGUUGUAUCUAAUGAUUUCUUUACUAAAUUCUCUUCUCUGUCUCUUACCAACGCGGCAAAUGACAAAAAUCAGUUGCAGGAUCUCAAAGUGGAGCUUGAUGCCAUCAAUGUGCAGUAUCAACAAUCUUGCCGAGAACUCUUGAGAAUGAGAGUGGAGGCAAUUGAAAAUGCUAGAAAGAAGUGGACCGCCAAAAAGAGAAUGUGUACAUAGCUUAUCAACAGAAGUUCCACUCUUUUUUUUUUUUUGUGGAUGAUGUGUGUGAAGGGGGUUGUUUAGGGAAUGGUUUGUUCUCGAUUUUGGUUUUAUUUCCUUAUCAAACUGCCUGGCAGUGUUAGUGAAAUGAAUUGUUUGGAUACAUGCUCCUAGUUGGUGCCUCUGCAAGCUUAGUUUUUGCUUUUGGCUUGUGAGUUGCUCACCGGAACAUGGUGUCUUUUAACUUCUUACUUAUUGCGAUUCUGUUCUGGGACAUUCAUUUUCUUGCAUGUUCUUCUUAAUGUUAUUUCUUCUUCUUGGAUUGUUGAUUGAA
Molecule: messenger RNA, 2567 nt
Organism: Capsicum annuum
Lineage: Eukaryota; Viridiplantae; Streptophyta; Magnoliopsida; Solanales; Solanaceae
Product: probable serine/threonine-protein kinase WNK10
Exons: 7
Coding region: 473-2251 (592 amino acids)
Biological process (GO): protein phosphorylation; intracellular signal transduction
Cellular component (GO): cytoplasm
Molecular function (GO): protein serine/threonine kinase activity; ATP binding
Source: RefSeq, a predicted model, not a curated record